This is a messenger RNA of Nothoprocta perdicaria, 2619 nucleotides long. It is a transcript of the gene DTWD1, whose product is annotated as DTW domain containing 1. Lineage: Eukaryota; Metazoa; Chordata; Aves; Tinamiformes; Tinamidae. Bases 492 to 1478 code for a protein of 328 amino acids. Gene Ontology annotation, molecular function: tRNA-uridine aminocarboxypropyltransferase activity. The transcript has 6 exons. Gene Ontology annotation, cellular component: nucleus. Gene Ontology annotation, biological process: tRNA modification. The record is from RefSeq and is a predicted model, not a curated record.
CCGGCGCUGCGCGCAGGAGCGUGAUGUGACGUGGAAAAGCAAAUYAACUGAAAGAAAACGCUGGUCCAGGGCUAGACUAGUCCAAAGGGUUUUGCAAUGCCUGUGACCUAGGAAARGAACCUCUGCGCCCAGCUAAUUCCAUGUGGAUCAGGUGUGGGCAAACACAGGCAUUUCUUGAUAUGUCACUUGGAGAAACUUCGUGCCAGCUGCAGGUGGUCAGACCACAUCCAUCCUGAAUAAAACCUUGAGGAAAAAAAGGCUAAUCCAUUAACAUUUUCAAACCAAUAUGAACUUGCAGCGCGAGUCUAGACUGGGCUGGCACUUGCCCUCUGGUGUACAGAGCCCCAAAGCCAUGAUUUUAGCCUCAUUUUCAGUCCUUUUGUCUAAUUUUCUCAAUCCUUGUUCCUAAAAGAUACCUUGCAUCUCAUGAAGCUGCUCAACAGGGGUUUUAUUCAGGUAGUUUGGUCUGCCCACACACAAGAAWUUUCAGGAUGGAGAUCCAAACUUCACCUGUUGUCCUGAUUGUUGUCCUGGUGAGAACCAGCAGGAGGCUAGCCAUGUCUUCAAAUUCAUCUACACUUUUAAAUGAAGAAAACCCUAAAGGACUAAAGCAAAAUACUAAACGUUUGGAAAGUCCCGAAUUACAGACUCCAUCAAGAGUUUUUGAAGAUAACCCACUUCAACAAUUACAGCUAGCAUCGCAGGAAGUACUUGAAAAGGCAAAAAAGAGUGGAAGAUCCAAGUGUCCACGAUGCAGCAGUUCCAGGAUGUUUUACUGUUACACAUGCUUUGUUCCUGUUGAAACUGUCCCUACCAAAGAAAUUCCAGUUGUGAAGUUACCUUUGAAGAUUGAUAUUAUUAAACACCCAAAUGAAACUGAUGGCAAAAGCACUGCUGUGCAUGCUAAGCUCCUGGCACCUGAUGAUGUUACAAUUUAUAAAUAUCCCUGCAUUCCAGAGUACAAAGAAAAAAGGCAUGAAACAGCACUUAUCUUUCCUGGGCCCAAUUCCAUUUCAGUGAAAGAUAUUGCUCUCCAUCUACAAAAAUAUGCUAAGAAAAGUGUUUGUGAUAAUGAUGACGACUGUUCCAGAGAGCCAUUUCCUAAGCAAGCCAAAAUAGAACCUGAAGAAGAAAAACAGUUAAAGGAAUGCAUCUCAAGCAAUAAGAGUGAAAGCACAAAACUGAAGAAAAUAGUAUUUAUUGACAGUACCUGGAAUCAAACUAACAAAAUAAUAACUGAUGAACGACUUCAAGGGCUGCUACAAAUUGAGUUGAAAACAAGAAAAACUUGCUUUUGGCGUCAUCAGAAGGGAAAACCAGACACUUACCUUUCCACAAUAGAAGCAAUUUAUUAUUUUCUUGUGGAUUAUCAUCAGGAGAUUUUGAAAGAGAACUACAAAGGACAAUAUGAUAAUAUGCUUUUUUUCUUUUCAUUUAUGUACACAUUGAUCAAAAAUGCUAAGUGUUGCAAAGAAUAAAUCAAGGUGACAAUCCAUAGGUGAGUAACAUGAUAUUUUGUUUCUUUUGUAAUGAUAAACUACACAAAUGUGACUAAUUUUUAUCUAUUCGCAAUCUGGAAACAGAUUGUAUUCUCAAUAAUCCUUACAAUAUUGCUCCAAGUGAAAACCGAAGACCUUAUGUGUUGCACACAUAAGGCUGUGGAACUACUCAGAUGAGUAAAACCUGAAAAAUGAAUUUUAAACCAGCUUUGCUUUGCUAAAUAUGCAGUGUUUGAAUUUACAGUCCUAAUCUGUGAGGCACAGUGAAAGGAUGAGCUGACGUGGGGACUGAAAAACUUGGUUSUCAUCCCAUAUAGGGUAAUCUCUCUAACUAAAAAAUAAUUGAUUCCUUUUCUAUAAAAGAAAAGAAGAAAAAAGCUCAGAUUACUUAUUUGUGUUGUAAUGCGGUCAAACUGGCUUUUCUUUUACAAUAUCAAAAACUUACUGAAUCAUUAGGAUGGCAUUAAUUAGGGUAAAAAGAAGAUAAAAAGAGAGACCACAUUAAUUGAGUGAUAUACAAAUAAUACACUCCGUUAGUUCUGAAAAAUUGUCCUAGGAAUAGGAACAAGCUCUCUGUUUAAACAGCAUUGCACAGUGCAGGAUUUCUGUAAAGUACCAUUCACAUAUACUUGUAUUAAGAUUAUCCUCAACUUCUUGAAUGAUUUUAGAUUCCUUCCCAAAGAAAUGAAGUUYCUUACACCUUUCUUUUUGUUAUUGUUAUAUAUUGUGAUUAUUUUUAGCGGCACUAACCUCUCUCAUGUGGCAUAUCAUAGACAACAAAAUUCUGUAAAUGUCACAUACUUGCGUAUUAGGCAGCUACAAGGACUAAUUGCAUCGUUGGGGUUGUCUGAAAAUAUUUUUACAUCUUUUCAGAAGUGUGUUACAGAAUGAAAAAACAUAAAUCUAGUAGAAGUGACACAAGCUGWUAAGUUAUAAUAGACUAUUUUUAAACAAAAACUCUUAAGUCUUAUAURGUUAUUAUAUUAUAUACUGUAUAUUUUUCUCAAUUAAUUCGGUUACAUUAUUACCUGUAAAGAACUGUCCAGGAGGGCACCCUCACACCUGGAUGAGCACACAAACAGUGCCUUAAAAACCACUUUAAGAAAUUAUUUUUCUUCUU